Molecule: messenger RNA, 972 nt
Organism: Fulvia fulva
Lineage: Eukaryota; Fungi; Ascomycota; Dothideomycetes; Mycosphaerellales; Mycosphaerellaceae
Product: Quinate dehydrogenase
Exons: 2
Coding region: 1-972 (323 amino acids)
Biological process (GO): chorismate biosynthetic process; shikimate metabolic process
Molecular function (GO): shikimate 3-dehydrogenase (NADP+) activity
Source: RefSeq, a predicted model, not a curated record
AUGGAAGUCCAACCACAGCAAAAUGUUAUCACAGCCCCAGAGCCACAAGUCGACCAUGUGGAACGACACGGAUACCUCUUUGGCUACCCAGUAGCACACUCGUUCUCGCCGCUCUUCCACAACACCGUCUUCGAGCAACUCGGCAUGCCAUGGGACUUCCAACUCCUCGAAUCGACAGACAUGUCCCAAUUCCUUCGACUCAUCAAAGACGAUCGGCUAUACGAGUCGCAAGCAAAGCUGACGUCUCUCUCAGGCUCCGCAGUCACAAUGCCCCACAAAGUGGCCAUCUUUCCACAUCUGGACGAACUGACGGAUGAAGGCCGGGCAGUAGGCGCCUGCAAUACGAUCUUCCGCAGAGGGGACAAAAUCAUCGGCACCAACACGGACACCAUCGGCGUCCGGGAGAGUUUCUACCAGAACAUCGCCAAUCCUGAUGAAGUCUUUCACGGCCGGCCGGGUAUGGUCAUUGGCGGUGGAGGGGCCGCGCGCUCGGCCGUGUAUGCUUUGGUGGCGUACAUGAAGUGUCCGGAGGUGUAUCUCGUCAACAGGGAUCCGGCAGAGGUCGAUGCCGUCAUCUCCUGGUGCAAGUCGCAGGGUUAUGGUGAUGGGUUGGUGCAUGUCAAGACCGCGGAGGAGGCUGAGGGACUUGCGGGACCGGGUGCUAUUGUUGCUUGUGUGCCAAACUUUCCGCCCAAGACUGAAGCGGAGAAGGAAGCUCGAAGGGUUGCUGAGGUGUUGCUGAACAAGCCGCAUAAAGGUGCUAUGCUUGAGAUGUGCUAUCAUCCCUCGCCUUGGACGGAGCUUGGUGCUAUUGCAGAAAAAGCUGGCUGGCAGGUUAUCCUCGGUACGGAAGCGAUGAUAUAUCAAGGGUUGGCCCAGCAUACCUUGUGGCAUGGUAAGACGGUUGAGCAGUUACCUGUUGAAGAAGUUAAACAGGCCAUCAAUCGUGCGUUGGAGCAGGCCAGGAUAUGA